This is a messenger RNA of Andrographis paniculata, 916 nucleotides long. RefSeq lists its product as uncharacterized. NCBI's taxonomy places the organism in Eukaryota, Viridiplantae, Streptophyta, Magnoliopsida, Lamiales, Acanthaceae. The record is from RefSeq and is a predicted model, not a curated record. The transcript has 3 exons. Bases 1 to 666 code for a protein of 221 amino acids.
AUGGGACACGAAGAAGAGAAGGACUGGCGCCAAAGUGGGCCCCCCUUAAUAGACAGGCACAAUUAUGGGUCGGAUGUCUCGGAUCCGAUUCAUAAUCCGAUCAAAUUCGGGUCGGAUUUUGGCUUCUUUGAGGCGGCGGGCGAGAAGAUAUUUGGUGGGGAAUUGGGCGAACCGGUAAUCCCCAAGGACGCCGCCGCACAGCUUCACGCGCCGCCACGCAUGGCUUAUCAGUCAGUCUCCAUUUCUAUAUCAGCUUUGACGCCGACUGCGGCGCGGUUUCCACCUCUCUCUUCUCCUUCAACUUCAUCCGCAUCAUUUCCGGCGGCGUCUUCAAACACCGUAUGCUUGUUUCCGCGGCUGAAUUGUUCAUCUAGAUUUCGAACCGUACGAUGGACGCGUGAACGGCGGAGGUCAUGGAUUGUUGGUAUGGCUCCCGAAGAAGAGAAGAUGACUCGCCGUUCGCCCCUCGACUUUCCUAUUGAGUGGGAAAGGCCAAAGCCAGGACGGAGACCAGAUAUCAUGCCCCAAUUCAGCCCGAUGAAAACUCCAUUGCCACCACCAAUGCCGGCAGAUCCUCCUGAGGAAGACGAAGAAGAGGAAGAGGAGAAGAGAGAGGAAGAGGAGGAGAAUCCGGAGAAGGAAGAUCCUGACAAACCCGACAAGUAAAACAUAUUUAAUCUGAGUUAAUAUAGCGAUUGCUGAUUUACAGGAUAUAUUAAGAUGAUGCACCACCUCUAUUUGGCAUAUGCUAUGAUCUUGCAAUAGGAUUUUUUUAUAUUUGUUAUUUUUUUUGUUGAUGAUCUUGCAAUAGGAUUUUAUUUAUAUUUUUAUUAGGUUAAAUGGUCGAAUGUUUUGCAGAUUUUGUAGGCAAUGUUACUAUUUUGUUUUACAUCUUAUGACUAAUAAUAUUUGCUUA